AUGGCUGAUAUUCUUCUCGCUUUCAAAGCCGGCAGGGCUUUCAGAAGAGAAGGAACAAAUAUGGUCGACUCGGUCGCUGGAAAGGGAGCUAUUAUGAUCACCAAUGGAGAGGAUGGACUGUUGCAUUUCAUUUGGAAAAACAGAGUCACUAAUGAUGUCGAAGAAGACCUCAUUCUCUUCCCUUCGGAUGCAAGCUUCGUUAAAGCAUCCGGACGCACAUAUGUAUUGAAGUUCUCCUCGUCGAAUCAGAGGCACUUUUUCUGGAUGCAGGAUGCUUCUUCAGACAGAGACGACGAGUUCGUGCACAAUGUGAAUGGCCUUUUGGAGGAUCCAGAAUUCGUCCCAACGUGGGGAUCAACGUCAACAUCGUCUCAAGGUGCCUCUUCAUCUUCUGCAGCCUCGCAGUUCCAGGCAACGCCGGAACAACUGGAGCAAUUACAGUCGAUACUUGCAUCAAUGACGGGAGGGGUAGGUGAUGCUCAAUCUCGCGUCCCGGAGAUGUCUCUCUCUGACAUCCUUACGCCUGAGACCAUCACCCCGUUAUUCACCACUCAUCCUUCGCUCAUACCGGCACUUUUCCCUCACCUGCCGCCUGAUCUUCCAACGCCUCCUACGCCAGAAGCCGUGCAACGCGUGAUUACCUCGCCACAAUUCCGAGCUGCUGUUUCGAACUUCGAUCAAGCAUUGAGAACGGGUCUUUUGGGUGGGCUUGUAAGAGGACUUGGGUUACCGGAGGAAGCAGGUACAGGAAUCGGCCCUUUUUUGCGAGCUGUGCAAGAACAGGCGGAUAACGAGGAGCUAGCAGGAGCGGACCAGAUGGAUACAGAUUAAAGUAUAUGCAUACUGCAUAUUUUAUAAAUUCUCUUCACGCAGCGUCAGUAUGACCGAACGCGAGAUAAGUGCACAGAUGGUAAGCUACUCUUUGUCACCAUACGCAUUUUUCACUGCCUGAUGAUUUCCGUUCUCGUUCCGAAUGUAUCAUUAUUCCUUUGGGCGGAAAGGGCGGCCCGACGAGACCGCCCUUUCAACGCAUACCUAUAUGUUGAUGCGGAGCAGGGUUCAUGAAGAACUCUAUGGCAAACCUUAAAACG
Messenger RNA from Guyanagaster necrorhizus, 1091 nucleotides. RefSeq names its product adhesion regulating molecule. The coding region runs from base 1 to 831 and encodes 276 amino acids. The transcript has 7 exons. Gene Ontology annotation, molecular function: proteasome binding; endopeptidase activator activity. Gene Ontology annotation, cellular component: nucleus; cytoplasm; proteasome regulatory particle, lid subcomplex. NCBI's taxonomy places the organism in Eukaryota, Fungi, Basidiomycota, Agaricomycetes, Agaricales, Physalacriaceae. The record is from RefSeq and is a predicted model, not a curated record.